This is a messenger RNA of Meloidogyne enterolobii, 632 nucleotides long. Lineage: Eukaryota; Metazoa; Nematoda; Chromadorea; Rhabditida; Meloidogynidae. The record is from the annotation of a GenBank genome assembly.
UUUUGAUUUUUCAGUGGGCUCUCUUCUUCUUUACGAUGAUAUGGCAGCUUCAAGUGGGAGUUCUUCUUUUACAUUGGAUAUGGAUCAAUUGGAACAACAUCGAAUUCAAGACCAAGUUGCACUUAUUGAUGAGACUGAUACCUAUCAUCGUUCUCGUUAUAGCGCAAUGGAAGGUAUAGAAAGUAGUAUUGCUGAAUUGGGCACUAUAUUUCGACAAUUAGCUUCUCUCGUCUCUGAACAAGGCGAAAUGAUUACUCGAAUUGACUCUAAUGUUGAAGAUACAGCUUUAAAUGUUGAAGCUGCCCAUUAUGAAUUGCUCAAAUAUUUCAAUAAUAUUUCCCGUAACCGAUGGCUUAUUUUAAAAGUUUUCGGCGUUUUGAUGGCAUUUUUUAUUUUCUUUGUGAUUUUUAUGACAUAAUACAUUUAAGGGUUCAGUUUAAUAUUAAGUGAGUAUUGACUCUUUGGGGGGUUUUCUCUCUAUUAUAAACACAUCUUCGAAAUUCUAUUCUCUUUUGUCUGAAUAUAGAGCGAAACAUUGUAUAAUAAUUAUUAUAUAUCCUUUAUUUUUCGAGUUUUUUAAAUCUUUAACUAGGUGUCGACAGAUUUUGACUAUAUUGCUUUCUUUUUCUUGC